AUGAUCAUUUCGCGACAAUAUUGUGACAAUUUAUUAAUUACUGCUCCGGCAUCGACUUUUGGUUGGUUUAUGGGUUUCAUGGCUAAAGAAGGCAAAGCUCGAGUAUUUUACUCGGAGCCCUACGCUAAAUCGAGCGGCGAUCUAGUGCAAGAAUUUCGACCAAGAUUCAUUCAAAUCUCACUUACAAGAGAUCUCCGUCAACGAGAU
Molecule: messenger RNA, 207 nt
Organism: Mesorhabditis belari
Lineage: Eukaryota; Metazoa; Nematoda; Chromadorea; Rhabditida; Rhabditidae
Source: the annotation of a GenBank genome assembly